AUGCCACCUUUCACGACUGAAGCAGAAGAAGACAAGGCAAGCACGCUUAGAGCCAGGCCCAUCAAGGUGGAGGACGAACUGCUAGAGGACAGACAUCCAGAUUCAAGACAUCCUUUAUUCGUCGGUCAUUGGAAAAGAUCUAUUCCUUAUGUUGAUGAAGAUUUCGCUCGUGACGAUAUGGAUGAACCUCAUUUAAAGCGUAAACACACUAUCCUUCGAGAGCAUCCAGAAGUGGAAAAGCUAUACGGCACAGAUAUCCGCACAUUAUAUGUCACAAUCGCCAUCACGGUAGCCCAGCUAAGUAUAGCGUAUGUCUUUGGUAAAGUGUGGUCACCUCCAUGGUACAUCUUUUGCUUGGUCACUUAUUUCAUUGGUGGUACGCUUACAAGUAUGAUUGGCGUUAUCAUCCAUGAAGCUUGUCAUUGUCUAAUUUUCAAGCAAAAGUGGGUGAAUCGAUAUGUGGGUCUCUUGGCCAACGUCUCCUUGCCUGUGCCUAUCGCACAGUCAUUCCGUCGCUAUCACAUUGAACAUCACACAUGGCAAGGCGUUGAAGGUAUGGAUCCAGAUUUGCCACUGGAAUGGGAAAAGAGCUUGAUUCGUGGUAAUGCUUUAUGCAAAUUUCUAUGGAUCAUGAUCUAUCCUAUUAUGUAUGUUGUACGCGGGGCUGUGAUGCAAAAGGAUAGAAAUUUAACACCUUCAAAGUGGGAAAUUAUCAACGUUGUGUUCACUGUAUGCUCUGAUGCUUUGAUCCAGUAUUUCUGUGGCUGGACAGGCUUAUUCUAUUUGCUUAUGUCUCUCUGGUUUGGCUAUUCGCUUCAUCCUGGAGCUGCUCACUUUGUACAAGAGCAUUAUACCUUUGACGAUGGCCAAGAGACCUAUUCUUACUAUGGUAUCUUGAAUAUACCCUUUAUGAAUAUUGGUUACCAUAAUGAACAUCAUGAUUUCCAAAAGAUUCCUUGGUCAAAUCUCCCUGCUCUUCGUUCAUUAGCCAGCGAAUACUAUGACAAGCUAUCCUAUCACACUUCUUGGGUCAUGGUGCACUGGAAGUUCAUCACUCAGCCUGCUGUUGGACCGCAAUCUCGAGUAAUUCGUAGCUACGACGACUUUAAAAAGGGUAGAUCUCUUCUGGGAAAGAUGCGUCAGUACGAUUUACUCAAAAUGAACAAGAAGAACACCAUUGCUAAUGCCGCGCAAUAA
This is a messenger RNA of Mucor velutinosus, 1197 nucleotides long. RefSeq lists its product as uncharacterized. The record is from RefSeq and is a predicted model, not a curated record. Gene Ontology annotation, biological process: ceramide biosynthetic process. The transcript has 2 exons. NCBI's taxonomy places the organism in Eukaryota, Fungi, Mucoromycota, Mucoromycetes, Mucorales, Mucoraceae. Gene Ontology annotation, molecular function: sphingolipid delta-4 desaturase activity. Bases 1 to 1197 code for a protein of 398 amino acids.